Molecule: messenger RNA, 1092 nt
Organism: Cavia porcellus (domestic guinea pig)
Lineage: Eukaryota; Metazoa; Chordata; Mammalia; Rodentia; Caviidae
Product: keratin-associated protein 5-4-like
Exons: 1
Coding region: 43-747 (234 amino acids)
Source: RefSeq, a predicted model, not a curated record
UCCACCUGCUCCUCUCACCUCUCCACCUCCAUCACCAGAACCAUGACCUGCUGUGGCUGUUCCGGAGGCUGUGGUUCCAGCUGUGGGGGCUGUGGCUCCAGCUGCUGCUGUGUGCCUGUGUGCUGCUGCAAGCCUGUGUGCUGCUGUGUGCCAGCCUGUUCCUGCUCUAGCUGUAGCAAAGGGGGUUGUGGCUCUUGUGGCUGCUCUAAGGGUGGCUGUUCCUCCUGUGUGUGCUCCAAGGGUGGCUGUGGCUCUUGUGGCUGCUCCAAGGGUGGCUGUGGUUCCUGUGGCUGCUCCAAGGGUGGCUGUGGUUCCUGUGGCUGCUCCAAGGGUGGCUGUGGUUCUUGUGGGUGCUCCAAGGGGGGCUGUGGCUCCUGUGGGUGCUCCAAGGGGGGCUGUGGCUCUUGCGGCUGUUCCAAGGGGGGCUGUGGCUCCUGUGGGUGCUCCAAGGGGGGUUGUGGCUCCUGUGGGGGCUGUAAGAGCAGCUGCUGCCAGUCCAGCUGCUGCAAACCCUGCUGCUGCCAGUCCAGCUGCUGCAAGCCCUGCUGCUGCCAGUCCAGCUGCUGCCAGCCCUGCUGCUGCCAGUCCAGCUGCUGCCAGCCCUGCUGCUGCCAGUCCAGCUGCUGCCAGCCCUGCUGCUGCAAGCCCUGCUGCAGCCAGUCCAGCUGCUGCCAGCCCUGCUGUUGCAAGCCCUGCUGCUGCCAGUCCAGCUGCUGUGGCCCUGUGUGCUGCCAGUGUAAGAUCUGAGCUUCUAAGCUUAGAUGAGCCAGCCACAAUUCAAGGCUAACCCUCUGUGUUGGAUGAACCCAGCUGUGCCUCCCACUUCCUAAGUAGAGCCCGUGCACUCACGUAAUGUCUCCUCUCAGGCUCUCCUCCCAAGUCACCCUCUGGCUCAAUUGGCAUGCUGUUUCACUCAGCAGCCUGAGCAAUGAACACCUUCUAUCCUGCCUUUGGGUCUAGGAGAACCCUUCCGUUGGAGUCCCCUUUGGAAAGAUGUGGGGUAAAGAUUUGCUGGAACUUUCUGUGGGCUAUACACUAUUGUCUCUUAACCUGAAUGUUGCAAACCAAUAAAACCACACGACCACAAACCAA